AUGGCUCGUACGAAGCAGACCGCCCGCAAAUCCACCGGAGGGAAGGCCCCCAGGAAGCAGCUCGCCACGAAAGCGGCCCGCAAGUCCGCCCCCACCACGGGAGGAGUGAAGAAGCCCCACCGCUACCGCCCUGGAACUGUCGCCCUCCGGUACUUCCAAUCAAGCUCUUCCUCUUCCUCGGGCAUUCUAUCUGCUCCUACAUCUUCUGAACUCCCCCUCUGUUCUUCUCUUCAUCCUUUGUCUACAGAGAGAUCCGCAAGUUCCAGAAGAGCACGGAGCUGCUGAUCAGGAAGCUCCCGUUCCAGAGGCUCGUUCGUGAGAUCGCUCAGGACUUCAAGGUCAUAAUCAUUUCCUUUCUGGGCUCUUGCUCUUUCCUUCCGUCGUUUUUCUCGUUCAUCUGGAAGUCAACGCCUGGUUGGUUGUGGUUGUUGUUGUCGUCAACGCGCAGACGGAUCUGAGAUUCCAGAGCCACGCCGUUCUGGCGCUGCAGGAGGCGGCGGAGGCCUACCUGGUGGGCCUGUUCGAGGACACAAAUCUCUGCGCCAUUCACGCGAAGAGGGUGACCAUCAUGCCCAAGGACAUCCAGUUGGCCAGGAGGAUCAGAGGGGAGAGAGCCUGA
This is a messenger RNA of Spirodela intermedia, 619 nucleotides long. The record is from the annotation of a GenBank genome assembly. NCBI's taxonomy places the organism in Eukaryota, Viridiplantae, Streptophyta, Magnoliopsida, Alismatales, Araceae.